This is a messenger RNA of Pristis pectinata (smalltooth sawfish), 864 nucleotides long. RefSeq lists its product as uncharacterized. The transcript has 3 exons. The record is from RefSeq and is a predicted model, not a curated record. Bases 1 to 864 code for a protein of 287 amino acids. NCBI's taxonomy places the organism in Eukaryota, Metazoa, Chordata, Chondrichthyes, Rhinopristiformes, Pristidae.
AUGGCACUAAAGAUACGUCCACCACUGACAAACCCAAGAGGCCAAGAAACUAAUUUAACACAAUUGGAAGGAUUACGCCAUAAUGUCAGAGAAGAGAAUGAGAAGAAUGCAGCUAUAAUCACCAGUGAAUCACCAGUCAAUCAGCAGAAAGACCUAGAAGAACAUAUCAAUUUUGCAAGCACAAUAUGCACCAACACUAACCCCGAAUUUGAGCCAGAGAGAAUCAGUUCUUCGCUUCAUGGAUCAGUCCCAUCAGAGGAAAUACAAGUAUUCAGUGCAAGUAUAAAUGACCCACGGGGGCUGUCCCAAUGUUACACUGACGCUGAAAAUUUGGAAGCUAUAAAGCCAGAAGACUUUUCCAAGAAACCUUAUUCACAGAACAAGGAGGCAGAAAGUGCACAAGACCAAAAUCCAGCUAACAGAACUGGCAAAAUGAUUCCGUCUAUGAUACAAAUUCCAGGGAAUGAUUCAACAGGCAAAGAUGUUGCUGAUGAAGAAAAGGAAGAUAAAGUAGGAGCCAUACAAAUUGCAGAGCAGUCUAUUAGCGUUCCAUCACAUAUGUUAGCUGAUACAAUGGUAAAGGAAGCAAUUGAAGCAGCUUUGUUUGAAAUUACUGGAGAUGAAGGAAGAACUUUCACAUUUGAAUCACAAAAAGCAAAGGCAUUAUCCAGAUGGUGCAGAACUUCACAGCAGAAAGUGACCACAGUUUUGAAUUUAACAUCAAAGCAUGGAGAGCCUUCAAAAAAUCCAUGUUACGAUGACACAAUACAAAAGUGUUCACAGCUUGGUGAACUCAUAACCGAAACUAGCACAAUGCAUGUGCAAACGAAAAGGUUGCAUAUAAUGCCACUCAGAAAAACAUAG